GCGGGAACAGAUUGGGAAAAAGCCGGGGCUGGGGGACAGGUCUCGGGGCUCGUCGGUCUAUGACAAGUCUAGGAAGUGUUCCUGUUGGGCUCUUGGGUUCUGUUUGUUCUCCUGAGGUUUUACGUCGGUGUGGAGAAAAAGAACUGAUCGGAUAUAUUGUAUUUCCUCUACAAGUGAAACCAAGGCAGUCUAAAAUAGCCUAGACAUCUUUAGACUGCCUUGGUGAACCUUAUUCUUGCCAUCUUUCUAACAGGGUGAAGGAAAGCCAGCCCUGAUUGAAGACUAAGUAACAUUUUUUUUAUAUAUAUCUACCAUUUCUGUUGUCUACCCCUACGAGUAUUAUUACAUUAUUCGUCUAGUUGGUGGAACACCUACGUUAACAAUUCUACAAAAGUUCGUGUAAAACAACUCCAUAAUGACGGAUGUGAAAGAGGAUAAUGGUGAUGAGUGUGAGUUAGAUCUAUUGGAAGCGUUAUUGGAUGACCCUGAACCCGGUGAGACUAAAGAGAAUUCCAUCCAGUUGCAAGCAGGUGCUGAAACAGACAUCAAGUCAAAAGACCUCUUUGGAGACACUGAUUCAUCAGAUGAUGAAGAUAAUCGUAAUUUUGAAAAUCAAAAGUAUAAUGAUUGUGGGAGAAAUAUAAGAAAAAUCAUUAAAAGCAAUGAAGUAAGUGGGAAGUUGUCUCUGUUCCUGGGAGAAACAAAAUCAAGAAGUACAGAUACAACAUGGAAGUCCAAAGUUCAAGUAGAGAGUAUGAAAACACCCAACAAAACUGUUCAACAGAAGUUGGAUGUCUACAGUGAUCCUGUUUUUGGUAUCAGAAUGAUUAACCCUUUAAUAACAUCUAGACAGUUACAAGAAAAAAUGAUGGGGCGUACGGCAGUGACAAUGGCUAAUAUUAAACGUCAUAUUGCCAAUGGUGGUACUGAAAGUGAUUGGGUCAUCGCUGGAAUAGUUGUGCAGAAGUCUCCCAUUAGAACUUCACAAAAAGGUUCUCAGUACUGUGUGUGGAAAAUUAGUGACCUGAAAGGAGACUUAAAAACUGUAUCAGUUUUUUUCUUUCGAAAUUCUCAUAAAAAUUUAUGGAAAACUGCAAUUGGUACUGUGGUGGGUAUACUAAACCCUCGUGUUAUGGAAGACAGUAAAGACAGUGAUGAAGCCACAAUUUCUGUUGAUAAUGCCCAGAAAGUCAUGAUUUUGGGAGUUUCUAAAGAUUAUGGAAUAUGCAAAGCAAAGAAGAAGAAUGGUGAACCCUGUUCUGCGUUUGUGAAUAUAAGUAAAUGUUCAUUUUGCAUAUAUCAUGUUCAGCAAGAAUACAAGAAGUGCUCUCGACGUUCAGAUUUGCAAUCCACUGGGUUGGGAAAUGGCCUUACUGCUUUGAGAAAUAAAGUAUUGGGCAAAAAUGAGGUUUUUUAUGGAGGUCAAAGUUUUAUGGCGACUCCUAUUCCAGCAACUGUCAAUAGGAAGCAGUGUGCAAAGGACAAACAGAAACUUGAUUCUCUGUCUCAAUCUAAAUUAUGCUUUUCGAAGGGGCAAGAUUUCCCUAGUAAUCCAAAUCUAAAGGCCAUGUUAAGGGAAAAACAACAGCAAAAGUCAUUCUCUCAAAAAAUGCGGGACAGAGAUGUUCUGAACUCUCUUCAAAAAGGAGGGGUCAUGGACAAACCUGAAAUUCGUGAAUCCGCCUUGCAAAGUACUGAAAAUACAAAAUGUGAUUUAAAAUCUCAUCCAAAAUUGAGUGCAAGUGCCGAAGUUGAUUUAUCAUUACCUGUGAACAAAUUCCUUGUGAGCAAAGCAAAGAUUACUGCAAUGCAAUGGGUGAAAAAGAAUGGAAAAUUUGACAAAGCUGAUCCCAAUGAAGUUCGGAAAAAGGAAAGCUCAAAAAGACCCCAUAAUGAAAACUAUCCUCAAGAUAGAGCUGCAAAAAUUCUAAAAUUAAACAAUCAGGCUCAAGACAAGGAGAAAGAUGUGCAGAGUACAAAGCCUGCCUUUUCUUCCAAGUUCAUGGAGUUGCUUGCUGUGAAGUCCAAGCACACAAAUCUUGUGGAUGGCCAGGAUGCUAGUGCUCAAGAGGAAUAUUUCAAUUUGUUGGAGAAGAAAGAAAAAAUGGAAGAGAAAAUGUUAACAACAUACAAAGUACCAUGUAAAGCAGUUAGAUGUUUAAAAUGCAAGUAUACUGCAUUUUCGGCUUCUGAUCUGUGCAAAAAUGAAAGACAUCCUUUGAAGGUUAUGGAUUCAUUUAAACGAUUUUUUCGUUGCAAGUCUUGUAAUAAUCGCACUGUUACUUUGGAACUUAUACCGCUGUUGACAUGUAAACAGUGUGGAGGAUCUCAGUGGGAACGAGCUCCUAUGAUGAAGGAAAGAAAAGUAAAUAAUUUGCAUAUUCAACCCUUGUCUAUUCGGGGUGGUGAAGAAAAAUUCAUUGGUUCUCUGCAAUCUGAGGGAAAUUUGAAUCUUCUUGUACCUGAGUGAAGAAGACUGAAACAAAAUGUAAUAAUGCAUAAUGUAUUAAAAAAGACAUUUGAAUCAAGGAAAGCUUCUAAUUGGAAUGAUGGAGAGCAAGAAUUACAAAGGGGUUUAAAUUCAAGAUAUAAAACAAAGGUUUCGUGUAUUUGUGUUUUUUAUCCAGUGAGAAGAAUGUGUGAAUUUCUCUCCAGACUUUGUGAGACUGUCAAAAACAUUUCUCCAAUAUGCCAAAUAAUUUUAACUGAAUUUUAAUCAUAAGAUCAAAGUUGUUUUUUAUAAAUUGUACAUUUAUUGCAUCAUACUUUAUACAAUAAAGAAGUUUAUGUGUUCCUAUCUUAAUACUAUAUGUCAUUUUGACAGAUACUGUUUUUAACCCCCACAGCAGGGAUUGUAAAUUCUAAUCACCAACCCAAACUUUUUCUUUUUCAUUUGUUGAUAAUUUAGCAGUAUACAUUGUUAGCAUUGUAUACAUAGCAGUAUUACAUUGGAUACAUAGCAGCAUUGUUUCUUUUGAUCAGUAUAUUUUUGUGACACAGUGUUUUGAUGAUGAUUAUAAUUACUAGAGUUCAGUUUUAGAGCUCCAUUGUCUGAAAGAAUGCAUCAUGAGAAAAUAAUUAACUAUGAAUCUGGACAGGUAAUCAAUUUAAUCAAGUAGGUGAAAGUAAUUUUUAUUGCACUUCUGUUGUUUUUAUUAUUACUGAAAAUGCAUUUAAUUUGUUUUUAAAACAUCUCUGGAUUUAGAUCGUAUAAACAUGAAGUCAGGAGAAAAAUAGGUUGCGAAAACAGAAUGUUGCAUAUAAUGUGAAUGAAAGGAUACCCGUGAGAUGUUGAAGUGUAAUAUCUUUUAACUUUCCCUGUAAACAAUAUUCAACUUGCAUAAGUCGUAAGUGUGAAAGUGAUGAU
Molecule: messenger RNA, 3367 nt
Organism: Gryllus bimaculatus (two-spotted cricket)
Lineage: Eukaryota; Metazoa; Arthropoda; Insecta; Orthoptera; Gryllidae
Source: the annotation of a GenBank genome assembly